CACCAUCCAACGUCAAAUUUCGCCCCUAUGCAGCGAGCAGGCCGGGAAGCUCGUUUUUAUUGACACAAAAUUCCUCUUCCCAAACCCUCACGGCGACCUCGCAUCGAUACUGCCACCCCCAGACCAGUGUCUUCAUGAUGGAGGACGACCUUUGCAGGACCGUCAGAGGUCGCGCCGCCCGGCUGAUACCGCUCCUGCACGACACAGCGGAGGGCUACACGCAUGGGGAGAUGGAGCACUCGCAGGCUAUGGUCAAUCUCAACGAAGGUCAGCUCGUCCGAGCGCACCUGGCGGCGCACAUCGCAGAGCUCACGCGCACGCUCGAUGCGCUCGACCUUGGCAUCGCCACCUGCCGUACAGCGGUCGUGCCCGUCAACAAGCUUCCGCCUGAGAUUCUCGGCGAGGUCUUCGCUUGCGUGAUACACGAGGCGGCGUGCGCGACGGACGUGCGGCGAGGGCCGUGGCUGCUGUCCCACGUCUGUCACCGGUGGCGCGCGCUCAUCCGCGACAUGCCCGCACUGUGGACCGUCGUGGACGUGGGGGACCAUGCAUUCUCGAGGCGCAACGCACAUAACCUCGUCAAAACAUACCUGAAGAGGUCCGGAAAGUUGCUCGUGACCUGCAGCUUAUCCGCCUCGCCUUCGCAGCCGGUUGCCGCGGUAGAGACCUUGUUCAACGUGCUCCUCCUCUACAGCGCUCGGUGGCGGAGUGCGUGCUUCGCUCUGGACGCGAUAUGCUUCGACCGCCUUAUGCCGCCGCCCAAGCCGGGAUUUGCGGCGUUGGAGAGCGUCGAACUCCAUCUCACGGGUAAGCCCGAUUCCGCUGGUGCGCCUCCACUCGGAAAUCCCCUCUUCGCAGCGGCGCCGCGCCUUCGCAGGGCGCUCGUGUCGGGCACCCAGCAUCGCGCCUUUUCCUUUCCCUGGAAACAGCUGGAGUACUACGUCGGCCAGGUCGUGACGUAUGAUGGCCGCUGUGUUCUUCCCGAGAUGCGUGCUCUACAACGUUGUAGUCCCUCCGUGCACGCUACCCGACCCAUUCCACAGCCACCGACACCCCACCUGCUGCCUUCUCUCACGAAGCUAUGUGCGAAUCAUGGGACGAUCAUCGACGCGAUUUCUACGCCUAUGCUCGCCGAGUGCGCUUUCGGUAGCGGCCCUCGGCUCGAGCAGAUCUCAUCUCUAGUCCAGCGCUCGGCAUGUUCUCUACGCGUCCUGCGUCUCAUCGACAACCCGAUCCCUCUCGACGGCGUAUUAAACUUGCUUCAGCUCUGCCCGGACUUACGCGAACUUGCCAUCGGCUGCAUGCUGCGUGCGGACGUAGAGAUAUACUGCGUCCUCACUGCACUGAUGCCGCGCCAGGGCGGAAGUUCGCUAGUCCCCGCCCUGGAGCGUCUUUCCUUCAGCCCUUUCCAACAUAGCUUUGACUGUACCCCAUUCGUAGAGCUCGCUCGAAGUAGAUCUCCCGCUGCCGGUGGACGAUUACUCAGUAUCAGCAUCCUCUUGAGUCAAUGUACGUUGGACAACGCGGACUUGUACGAUACACUGCGAAGGGACGCACCCGAACUUGGUAUACAGGAGGUCAUAUUGAUGGAGGACUUCAGUGUCAGCGACGAUAUAGUCAACUCGUGGCUGGAUGUAUAAUAGUCUUUCUGGACUAUAGAGGCAGGCUUUCUAGUGUGUUAUCU
Messenger RNA from Schizophyllum commune H4-8, 1684 nucleotides. RefSeq lists its product as uncharacterized. The coding region runs from base 135 to 1640 and encodes 501 amino acids. Gene Ontology annotation, molecular function: protein binding. The record is from RefSeq and is a predicted model, not a curated record. The transcript has 2 exons. Lineage: Eukaryota; Fungi; Basidiomycota; Agaricomycetes; Agaricales; Schizophyllaceae.